Molecule: messenger RNA, 2964 nt
Organism: Ipomoea triloba (trilobed morning glory)
Lineage: Eukaryota; Viridiplantae; Streptophyta; Magnoliopsida; Solanales; Convolvulaceae
Product: putative late blight resistance protein homolog R1B-16
Exons: 3
Coding region: 1-2964 (987 amino acids)
Biological process (GO): defense response to other organism
Molecular function (GO): ADP binding
Source: RefSeq, a predicted model, not a curated record
AUGGCCUGUGUUGCUUUAUCUUCGCUGAUGCGAACAAUAGAGUUGGACUUGCUGAACCCGGGACGAAGUGCGAUUGUUGAGGAUAAAGAACAGGUGAAAUAUCUGUACCAAAGUCUUGGCUUUUUGAAAGAAUUCUUGGACAAGUCCAAGGAUAACGUUGCAGCCAAAAAUCUGGAACCUAAAAUCAAAGAUUUAGUGUUCCAAAUAGAAGACAGAAUCGAAAAGAAACUUCAAACUAUAUACAGUGAGCCUCAACGACAAAAGGCUCAGAGAAGACUCCCCUCGACCUUACUAAAACAAGCAAUAAGGGACACCGAAGAUUUGAUGGGCCAAAUUAGGAAGAUACUGAAUAGCCCUGUCCAAGAUUUUCCAAGUGCAGAUCCUCAAGCUUCGUGUGGUGGGUCAUCAGAACACGCCGCAGCUUCAGACGUUAUGGAAGGACGCAACAGGAAAUUUGAAAAGAUAAGGGAUGAACUCAUCCGCAACCGCUCAUCAGGACGAGAAGUAAUUUCGAUUGUCGGGAUGGGAGGUAUUGGGAAGACAACUUUAGCAAGAAAGUUGUAUGAAGAUCCUUUGGUUUUGUCACAUUUUGACAUUCUUGGGUGGACUGUUGUUUCCCAAAAACAUGAUGCGAGAAGGAUGUUACUUGACCUCCUUAACAAUGAAGCAGCAAAGAUUGAUGAAGUAACAGAUGGUGAACUGGCAGAAAAACUAAAGAAAUGUUUGAGUGGCCGGAGGUAUCUAAUUGUUUUGGAUGACAUAUGGAGCACCAGUUGUUGGGAAGGUAUCCAGUUGUGUUUUCCUGAUGACAAUUGUGGGAGUCGAAUAUUGUUGACCUCUCGACACAAAGAGGUUGCUGAUUUUGCUGAUUCAGGUAACCGUCUUCAUACCUUGGGUUUUCUAAAUCUAGAAGAAAGUUGGAAUUUAUUUUGCAAAAGAUUUCCUGGAAUACAAAGUUUUCCUUCUGAACUUGAAACAAUAGGGAGGCACGUUGUUCAUAAAUGCCGCGGUUUACCAAUAGCGAUUGUUGUAGUUGCAGGAGUUUUAUCAAAACUCAACAAAACUGUUGAGGAAUGGAAAAUUUUUGAAAACCAAACAAAUUCACUAGUUGUAACUACAGAUCUUAGUGAGCAGUGUUCAAGAAUACUCAACUUGAGUUACAACUACUUACCACUGCAUUUGAAAGCUUGCUUUUUAUAUUUGAGCACAGUCCCACAAAACAAAGCAAUUAUAGUCAAAAGACUUGUAAGGCUAUGGAUUGCGGAGGGGUUUGUGGAGUUAAUAAACAGUGAGAGGCUGGAAGAGGUGGCUCAUGGGUAUCUACAAGAUCUUGCUGAUAGAAGCUUAAUCCAAAUUCAGAAGUGGCGUUCUAGUGGCAAAAUCAAGACUUGUAGGAUGCACGACAUGGUACAUGAGUUUUGUGUGAGGGAAGCAAUAAAAGAGAAGCUGCUGAAUGUUGAAAACAAACAACAUCCCUGCGGCGAACUACAACAAGAAGGAUGUCGUUGGUUAAAUUUCUGGCCAAAGAAGAUCAUACGACGUGAUGGUCUCCGAGACUUGGAUAAUAUCUAUGUACCUCGCUCUAUUUUGUAUUUGCAGCAUACAAGUUAUGCAUCAGAAGUUAUUGAGCCAGAUGAUGACCUAAGAUGGGGUUUAUUGUUAAGAGUUUUGGAACUUAGUCCUCCAAUCACCUCCGGCUCAUCCUUAAAUGAUCUCUCUCUUCUGAGAUAUCUUGGCAUAUGUCUGGGCGAUUCAUCUCUUCCACUUGGGUAUCUCUUGCAUUUGGUGUCUCGUAGUCAGAAUUUGCAGACUCUUAUUGUGUCACACAAGCCAAGCAGCAUCAAUGAUGGGCUUAGUUCUUGCCAUUAUUUGUCAUCUGAAAUGUGGGCAUCGCAGGAGCUAAUUCAUGUUGAGUGCAGCUAUUUGAUUUCACUUGAUCCUCCAAAUGAGGUUAAGGAGAAGCUGCACACGCUUUAUUGGUUGAGUCCGCGACAUUGCACAGAGGAAGUGUUUUCCAGGAUUCCAAAUGUAAGAAAGUUGGGGAUUUUCUGUGAUGAUGAUCACCGAGAGAUCGGUCUCAACAUCUUGGAAAAUCUUCACCAUCUAAAUCAGCUUGAGACACUAAAGGUUAAAGCAUUUAGGGGAAAGAUAUGCUUGAGGAAUCCACAAGUCUAUCCGCAGAACCUCAAGGAGCUUACAUUAUUUCACACUCGUCUGCGAUGGAAACAUAUAAACAUCAUUGGCAACAUGCCUAGCCUUCAAGUGCUCAAACUGAAACAUAAAGCCGUCUGCGACAAGACAUGGAAACCAAGCGACGGGGGUUUUCGUCAGUUGAAGUUCUUGCUGAUUGACUACUGCCACCAAUUCCAAUACUGGGAAGCCACUCCUGACAAUUACCCUGUCCUUGAGCGCCUAGUCAUGCGUAACUGCCACUUGUUGAAAGAAAUUCCUAGUAGCUUUGAAGAUAUGAUCACUUUGCGUUUAAUUGAGAUUAGCAUUUGCAGUUCUUCUCUUUUGGCUUCUGCCCACAGAAUUCAAAACGCACAACAAGAUCUUGGAAAUUACGGGCUCAAAGUUCGCGAUACUACACCGUUAUCGGCGCGUACUCCAAGCACUGCACUCUACGUGUCUAGGAUUACUGAAUUUGCUUCUUUCGUUUUUCUGCGUCAGCUUGCAUUCUUCCAUCAACUGCAAUCGCCCUUAAGUUCCGAAAACGAAUCCACAAAGUCUCUUCAUGAUGAAAAGCCAUUGAAUUCUCUGUUUGAGAAGCUUUCUUCUUUGCAAGCCUUUCUGCAGAAGGAAUACAACAACGUAACAGUGGUGUUCAAGUCCGUCAUCUUGAAAUCAAAAUCACAGACUUUAAUUUGCGCUCAAAUUAAAGCUGAAGAUGACAUUGAUGAGAUACAACUAGUCAACUACGAAGCUUUAUUCUCGCCCAAGAUGGAGAGUGUCAAGACAAAUUAA